CUCCUACGAGGUCAGGUAAAUCUUUUUUUUCCUUUUCUACCGAAACCAAAUUCUAAUUUGCCAAAUCUUACCUCGUUUACUGGAAAUCUCUAAGGUAUGGAGGUGAUGCAAAUUCCGGUUUUUGAUGGAGACAACCAUGAGAUUUGGAGCAUAAAGAUGAGGACUCUUUUGAUGGCUCGUGACCUGUGGGAUGUUGUAGAGAGUGGAGUCUCUGUAGAGAAAAAUCUGAAAACCAAGGACAUGAGGGCUCUUCAUAUGCUGCAAAUGUCGGUAACAGACUCUCUUUUUCUCCGGAUAGCAAGAGCCACAUCGUCAAAGCAAGCGUGGGAGAUUCUCAAGGAAGAAUUUGGAGAGACCCAUAAGAUCCGGCUUAGGAAAACGGGGAAUCUUAGGACCAAGUUUAGAGGAAUGAUGAUGGAGGAGGAGGAAAGCGUUGCUGUUUAUACUAAAAAGCUGAUGGAGGUUGUGAAUCAGCUUAAGUUCUAUGGGUCUGACAUUUCUGAUGAGGAAGUCAUCCGUAAGAUAUGUUGCAGCUUGCUCUCAAGGUUUGAUGGUAUUGUAAGCUCCAUGUGCGGUGGAAAUAUGACACUCACUGACGUUGUGUGGUGCCUGCGAGCGUGGGAAUUCGAUACAGAUGAGCGUGAGAAGAGAGAAGCUCCGCACAACCACAACAAGAGAAGGAGACAAUAGAGAGCUUUUUCAAGCUAUCUUUUAUUCUGUUUCUGAAAAACAAUUUAGGAAGUAAAUGUUGCUACGUUGGAGACUGAGAUGUGUUUUAUACUUUUGAUGAUGAAACAAAACAGUCUCAAAAUGUUAUAUUUUAGUAGUUUUUCGUGGCUCUUUGAUGUUAA
Molecule: messenger RNA, 851 nt
Organism: Brassica napus (rape)
Lineage: Eukaryota; Viridiplantae; Streptophyta; Magnoliopsida; Brassicales; Brassicaceae
Exons: 2
Coding region: 97-690 (197 amino acids)
Source: RefSeq, a predicted model, not a curated record